This is a messenger RNA of Psilocybe cubensis, 1059 nucleotides long. RefSeq lists its product as uncharacterized. The record is from RefSeq and is a predicted model, not a curated record. The transcript is spliced from 6 exons. Lineage: Eukaryota; Fungi; Basidiomycota; Agaricomycetes; Agaricales; Agrocybaceae. Gene Ontology annotation, molecular function: oxidoreductase activity. Bases 1 to 1059 code for a protein of 352 amino acids.
AUGCCUUCCAUCUCCUCCAUCUUCGUUGCAGUCCUAUUUGUCUCUACCUUCCUUCAAGUCUCUGUGUUGGGUAGUGAAGAUACGAAUGGAAGUGCUGAUGACGAGUCUGAUGCCAACAUUGGCGGGCGUAGGCCGUGCGGAACACUACUGGAGCGCAGUGAAUGGAGGACCCUCACUGACAACCAAAAAUCCGAUUAUAUCAAGGCCAUCAAAUGCCUGCAGAGCAAGCCCGCUCUCCAGCCAGUCAUCAAGGAAGCGAAGACCCGAUUCGAUGAAUUCCAAGCCUAUCACAUUGCAAUUGCCGACACGGUUCACCUAGUGGGCCAAUUUCUUCCGUGGCACAGAUUAUUUGUGAAAUCGUACGAAACUGCACUUCGCGAAGAGUGUGGUUACAAAGGCGCCAAUCCCUACUGGGACUGGUCACAGGAUGCUGCUGAGUUUGCACAAUCUCCUGUUUUUGACCCUGUUACUGGAUUUGGUGGUGAUGGUGUUCCCGGGACAUACACCCUUCCACCCUAUGGAAAUGAUUCCAAGAUAUAUGACCCUCAUAUGUUUGUAGGAUGCGUCCAGAAUGGCCCUUUUGCACAAUAUCCCCUCAGCAUCGGACCCGGGAAACUUGUCACUGAUCAUUGCCUUACUCGCGGUAUAAAUAACACAUAUAGUUCGAAGUAUCUCAGCGCCGCAGCGGUAGCUCUCGCCACGCGCCUUCCUACUUUUGAACUUUUCCAUGUUCAACUUGAAGGAGAACCACUCACACCUGACCAUGGAAUCCAUGACGGUGGACACAUUGCCAUCGGAGGAGAAAUGAGCAACUUUUACUCUAGCCCUGGAGACCCUGUCUUCUACCUUCAUCACUCCAACUUGGACCGCGUGUGGUGGAAUUGGCAACAGGCAUUACCUCAACGCCUGUAUGAAAUCUCCGGCCGGUCAACAACCACACCGCCAUUCAAAAACGUUACCCUUGACUAUACACUACUCAUGGGUAAUCUUGGAGAGACGCGCCCUAUACGUGAUGUUAUGGAUAUUCACAGCGAGCCUCUGUGCUAUACCUACGUCUGA